CAGGCACCGUCUGCCCAGAAGGUGCAGCUGCUGCCCCGACAUCCGUGCAUCAGUUCCCUCACCUUCCUCCCGGGCUAGAGGAGAGGACAGGGCCCCCUGCUCAGCCCCGCCUCCGCGGCAGGCUCUGGCACCCCAUGUGAGGCAGGUUGAGGCACGCCUCGCCCCGCUGGUCGCAACAGAGGGACCUGGGAAAGUUGCCGCGAUUCCAACAGCGUCUCGCUGCGGGGAGACAGGCAGACGCUCGGCCCGGCCCCUAGCUCUGGGGGCGGGGGGCGCGCGCAGCCCCGCGACUCCAACGGAAUGAGUGACCAGCCAGUUUCAUCUUUGUGGGAUCAGGGAACAACGAAAACAUAUCAAAUUCCUAUUAAUCAUCUGGACUACAAAUUCAUUGAAAAGUGCUUAGAUGUUAAACACCUGGAAAAAAUUCUCAGAAUAUUGAGGUCUGGUGAGGAAGGAUAUUACCCUGAUCUUACAUUAUUCUGUGAAAAACGCAUUGAAUGUUUAGCUCCAGGGAGCAGAGCCCUGCGAAAAGAUAAGCCUCCAGCCUCUGCAUCUGACUUUACAACUGAAGAAUGGGAAAGAAUUAAUGAUGAAAUGAAGAGCUGGGUGACAGAAAUGAAGGAAGAUGAUUAUAAAAUACAAUUUCCUGUAAGAGAAACACUUCAUGAGAGACUAGACAAUUUGCCAGCAGUUCGUGGUUCAAAUAGCUGCCUUCAUGGUGGCCAGAACAAAGAAAAUAAACAAAGAAAGAAGAAAAAUAUACCACGAGAUUACAGGGAAUGGGACAAGUUUGAUGUGGAAAAGGAGUGUUCAAAAGUUGAUGAGGUCUAUGAAGAAAAUAAUUCAAAAGCAUGCUUCAAUAUUAGUUCAAAUUUACCUGUAAUUGAAAAGAAAAUAGACACAACAGGUAUGACUAAGAAAGAGAGAAAUUUUAUUGCUAGUCGUGAAAAAGAAAAAGGUAAUGAAGCCUUUGCCAUUGGGGAUUAUAAAGAAGCAGUGACAUAUUACACUCGGAGCAUAUCUGUAUUGCCCACUGUGGCAGCAUAUAAUAACAGAGCUCAAGCAGAAAUCAAACUUCAAAACUGGCAUAAUGCUUUUCAGGAUUGUGAGAAAGUGUUAGAUUUGGAGCCUGGCAACCUAAAAGCUCUUAUGCGCCGUGCCACUGUACACAAGCAUCUACAGAAUUACCAGGCAGCUAUAGAGGAUUUGGCCAAAGUAUUACAUGUUGAACCAGAAAAUGCCAUAGCUAAGAAAAAUCUGUCAGAUAUUGAGCAGAAGAUGAAAGAUUUAGAGCCUGUACCUGAGACUCACUCCAAAGGAAAAAGAAUAGUUAUUCAAGAUGUCGAGGAGUCGGACGGUGAUGAAGAAAGAGGAGGAGAUGGAGAAGAACAUUGCAACUUUCAUGGAGAUAAAAAAACUGGUGUGCUACUCGGAGGCAAGAUUGCAACUAAAAGUGAAAUGGGGAAUGUGCAAAAAAAGUUUUCCAGCAAAGGAGAUGGCUGUAAGUCAGAGACGCAGAAGCAGAGUGAAUACACUGAGAGUAGAGUAAAAAAAGACAUAUCAGAGAAAAAGACAAUUGAACAUUUACCGGACCAUGAAGGUGCAGUUAAUGGUUAUCUAAAUGGUAAAAAAAAGAAUGAAAGCAAUGAUGUAAAAAAGGAGACCUCCAGUUCACAUGGGACAGAAUCUUCAUUCGCUGGGAAAAGCAUUUCUAAUUUGCUUCCUGCUACUGCAGCAAAACUGAAAAGUGAAGGAAAUGAGUUCUUUAAGAAUGGACAGUUUGGAGAGGCUGUGCUGAGGUACUCAGAGGCCAUUGAAAAUGUCAUCAAUUUAGGAGUGCAAAGUCAAGAUGAUCUAAGUAUCUUGUAUUCAAAUAGAGCAGCAUGUUACCUUAAAGAAGGCAACUGCAGUGACUGCAUUCAAGAUUGUAACAGAGCUCUGGAACUUCAUCCAUUUUCCCUUAAACCUCUUCUGCGACGGGCGAUGGCAUACGAGUCCAUGGAGCGAUAUCGGCAGGCAUAUAUUGAUUAUAAAAUGGUUCUACAGAUAGACAGUGGGAUCCAGGCAGCAAAUGACAGUGUUAAUAGAAUAACAAGAACUUUAAUAGAUCAAGAUGGUCCAAGUUGGAGAGAUAAGCUACCACCAAUUCCAGUUGUCCCUGUUUCUGCUCAAUUACACAAAUGGGAUGGAGGAAGCCUUACUUCAGAGACUAAGCGAAAGAAGAUUGCAGACUUUAAUGGAGAUAGUCAAUCAGAGAUGAACAGUGAAAAAGCUGAAGAGAAUUUCAGGACCCUUAAGAAUGAAGGAAACGAAUUUGUAAAGAAGGGUAAAUACAGAGAAGCUCUAAUGAAAUACAACGAGUGCAUGAAAUUAAAUUCCAAGGAAUGUGCUAUCUACACUAACAGGGCUCUCUGUUACUUAAAAUUAUAUCAAUAUGAAGAGGCUAAACAGGAUUGUGAUCAUGUUCUUCAGGUAGAAGUCUCUAAUGUCAAAGCUUUUUACAGAAGAGCUCUGGCAUACAAAGGACUACAGAAUUACCAAGCCAGUGUUGAUGAUCUCAGCAAAGUACUUAUAAUAGAUCCAAAUGUGGCUGAAGCAAAGAGGGAGCUACAAGAUAUUACCCAGUUGCUUAACAUUAAAAAUGAUGUUGGAGCCAGUAGCCAGCAAAAGCAAAGGAAGAAAAUCAAAAUACAAGAGGUGAAUGAGGGUAAUGAAGAGGAAAGACAGACCAGUACCUCAGAGGAUGCUGUGCUUAAUUACCAAGUUGCCAAAGGAGGAGCUGAAAACAGUCUGCCAUUGAAAAUCUCUGAAAAACUGCUCAUUUCAGAACCAUCUAAUGCCUAUGAGUUUGGUCAGAUUAUAAAUGCGGUGAAUGCCAAGAAGGAUGAAGCUGCCUGUGCAGAUCUUUUAACCAUUAUUGAUCCAAAAAAAUUGCCAAUGCUGCUUAGUAACAAACUAGAAGGGGAUACCAUUCUGAUCUUUAUGCAGGCACUGGAAUGUCAUCUGCUUGGGAAAGAUCCUGGUCUUGUGUAUCAGCACCUUCUUUAUCUGAGUAAAGUUGAGAGGUUUAAGGUAGUGCUGACACUUCUUAGCAAGAAUGAAAAAGAGCAGGUUCAGCAGUUGUUUGAUUCUCUUUCAAACAAGCAAAGUCACCAAUUUUCUUUAGAAGACCUGGAGAGCCUUAAAAGGGUUUAUGAACUUUAAACAGAAUUUUAAUUUUUGCAUGUGUGUAGUUGAUGUUGGUAGGCUGGGUGUAUGAAAUAUGCAGACUUGCAUGGGAUAAAGUCAGUCUUUUACCUGGAUUGUUCAAGCUGCUGUAUUUUUUUACAAUAUGUGCACAUUUAAAAUCUGCUGCUCUUUUAUUUUGUAACUACAGAACUUUUUAACCUAUAACAUACUAAUGCACGUUUGUAUUUAAUCACAUAGGUCAUAUUAUUUGAUGAUAUAUUGAUCAAAUUAGAAUAUACAUACAUAUAUAUAUAUUUAUGCACUCCAGCAGGGUCAAUGUGGGCCAGUUAAUGUGCAGCACGCUAGUGUGCACUAGAAUUCACACUCCUUUAGUGCGGACUAACACAUUGUAUAGACAAGCCCUGUCUUUACAGAAAAUACUUUGUGCUAAUUUUUUUCUGAUGUUAAAUAACUGCUUAAUGUCAUCUUUCUUGGAAUGUACAAAAAUCAUAUUUUUAUACUGUUUGUGAAAUACAGGUUAACAACAGGUGAAUCAAAAUAGAUAGUUUGUGAUGGAACUCUUUGAAGCAAUAUAAUUGUUAAAUUGUGAAGUUUUUGAAAUGGAAAAGAGGAGAGUAAUUUAUUGUUAUACGUGUGGAAAUUUUUUGUGGCAGGAUUGCUGAUGCUUUUGUACUGUUUUUGAAAGCGGUACUUAUUGGUAGUAACAAAUUUUCAUUGAUAGACCCUCUCUUGUAUUCUAUUAUUGAAAUACUAUGUGCUUAUCGUAAUGUUUUAUUCUGUUGUAAUUAAUUUUUUCUUAAUUUAUCCUAAGAAAAAGUGGCUGCAAUUAGAAAUAAAGAUAUUCGACUCUUUUGAAACUCCUAUAAAAACUGUUUAAAACACCAGUUACUCUUCUGGUCAGUCAUGCUUGAGAAGACAGACACACAAAUAGUAGUUUCACAAACUCAAUUUAAGUUAACAGUUCUGCUUUAUUUUGAGUUGUUCUAUACCAACAUUUUCAUAUUUGAAAGCAGUGUUUUUUUCCCUUUUAUUCAGUUUUUUUGUUUAACUUAACCACACUCCAUCUCCAGUGUACGUUAAACCUGUACGUGCUUUAUGAAAAUGAGAGAGAUUGGGAAUGUUAUUUUCAUGUAAAUUUGUCUCAGGCAUAUAUUAGUACAAAAUACAUUUUUCUCUAAAGGUAUAGAGAAGCAGCAGCACCAGAGCCAGCAAACAGAGUGGUAAACAGGGGAGUUUAAGUGGGAGUUCUGUUGGAGGAAAAGGGAGAAAGCAAGCCCCUGUUCCUUAAGGGCAAUGUGUGUGUUUUUUCUGUUUUGUGGUUUGUUUUUUUCCUGUUCAGUUUGCAGAGCCUAGCAGGGGUCAGUGUGCUGUGAGAGAAACUUAGCCCUGAUUAAGGGAAGGGGCUUCCCUGAUUAGGGAUCCUCUAAAGGCAGCCAUACAGUCAGUCAGCAGCACAGGAGCCAGCAAACAGAGCUGUAAACAGGGGAGGUU
Chelonoidis abingdonii (Abingdon island giant tortoise) is the source of this 4680-nucleotide messenger RNA. RefSeq names its product sperm associated antigen 1 (gene SPAG1). Gene Ontology annotation, molecular function: protein binding. Lineage: Eukaryota; Metazoa; Chordata; Testudines; Testudinidae. Gene Ontology annotation, cellular component: cytosol. The record is from RefSeq and is a predicted model, not a curated record.